Messenger RNA from Pseudomassariella vexata, 6486 nucleotides. RefSeq names its product polyketide synthase. Bases 1 to 6486 code for a protein of 2161 amino acids. Gene Ontology annotation, biological process: fatty acid biosynthetic process; secondary metabolite biosynthetic process. The transcript is spliced from 3 exons. Gene Ontology annotation, molecular function: 3-oxoacyl-[acyl-carrier-protein] synthase activity; phosphopantetheine binding; fatty acid synthase activity. Lineage: Eukaryota; Fungi; Ascomycota; Sordariomycetes; Amphisphaeriales; Pseudomassariaceae. The record is from RefSeq and is a predicted model, not a curated record.
AUGGCGGACCAGAUGGCGUUUCUCCUCUUUGGAGACCAGUCACUCGACACACACAGCUUUCUCGCCGACUUUUGUAGAACAGGGAACCCGAGCGUUCUAUCCAAGACCUUUCUCGACCAAGCAGGCGCCGCAUUGAGGGAUGAGAUCGAUAAGCUACCCCGAAUAGAGCGACAGAAGGUUCCUGUGUUCAAGACACUCCAACAACUCAACGAGAGAUAUCAUGCUCAGAGCAUCAAGUACCCAGGCAUCGACAGCGCCUUAUUAUGUGUAGCACAACUCGCUCACUACAUUGACCGAUCCGAGAAGGAAUAUGAAGAUGUUACGCAAUCCGAGAACACCUACCUGUCCGGUCUUUGCACCGGUCUCUUUGCCGCGACGGCGAUCGCUUCAAGCCCAUCGCUAUCGUACCUUCUCCCCAUCGCCGUUCAAGUCGUCUUGAUGGCCUACCGAACUGGCACCCACGUUGCCUCACUUGCCGAACGGCUAAGUCCUUCGACUGGAAAGUCACAGAGCUGGACGUACGUCGUACCAGGAGCCAAGGAGGCUGAGGCUCAGUCCAUUCUCGCAGAGUUCCACAAGACAGAGGGAACACCCAAGGCUGCACAUGCUUAUGUUAGCGCUGUGUCCGCCAGCAACAUCGCCAUUUCUGGCCCGCCGUCCACAUUGAAAUCUCUCUUCAGCAAAGAUUUGUUCGAAUCGAGGCCGACGGCCAUUCCCGUAUAUGGGCCGUAUCAUGCCGCUCACUUGCACGGCACCGCUAACAUCGAGGAAAUCCUCAAGCUCAACGAUCCCGUUGUCACUGCCGCCUUGGCAGAUUCGAAGCCACGCAGCGGUAUCAUGUCGUGCGUCACGGGCAAGUCCUUCACAGAGACGGAUACGAAGUCGCUUCUCACGGCCGUCGUUCAUGAAAUAUUGAACGAGCCUCUGCUGUUUCACAAAGCUCUUAACGGUAGCCUUACGCACGCACGCGAAUUUAAGGGAUCUCGUGUACUGGUGAUUCCGUACGGUCCUACCCAAGCGGCUAGCACGCUGGCCAAUUUGUUGAAAUCACAAACUAAGUUGGAGGUUGUGCUCCGGAAACCGCCUCAGGUUUUGCGGGAAAGUAACGUUUCAUCCAUCGGUAACCAUGGGUCAACUGGCCGAUGCAAGCUGGCCAUUGUUGGCAUGGCUGGCCGAUUCCCCGACUCGGCAAGCCACGAGAAGCUUUGGGAGUUGCUGGAAAAGGGUAUAGACGCCCAUCGCGUGGUGCCGGCCGAGCGAUUUCCUGUCGACACUCACGUCGAUCCCACAGGUAAAGCUGUGAACACCAGUCACACUCCCUACGGCUGUUGGAUUGAGAACCCUGGUCUUUUCGACCCGAGAUUUUUCAACAUGUCACCCCGCGAGGCAUUCCAGACGGAUCCAAUGCAGCGCAUGGCUUUGACUACCGCAUACGAGGCUCUUGAGAUGUCUGGUUAUGUACCUAACCGGACUCCGUCCACACGACUGGACCGCAUCGGUACCUUCUAUGGUCAGACCUCAGAUGAUUGGCGUGAAAUCAACGCCGCCCAGGAGGUGGAUACGUACUACAUCACCGGCGGUGUUCGAGCUUUCGGUCCCGGCCGUAUCAACUAUCAUUUCGGUUUUAGCGGUCCCAGCCUCAAUAUCGAUACGGCUUGCUCAUCGAGCGCUGCGGCUCUUCAGGUUGCUUGCUCGUCCCUGUGGGCAAGAGAUUGCGAUACUGCCAUAGUUGGUGGGCUGUCGUGCAUGACCAAUUCCGAUAUUUUCGCCGGUCUGAGCCGUGGUCAAUUCCUCUCCAAAAAGGGUAAUUGCAACACUUUCGACAAUGACGCUGACGGUUACUGCCGAGCCGAUGCUUGUGCUUCCGUUAUCGUUAAGCGUUUGGAUGAUGCGAUGGCAGACAAGGACAACAUUCUUGCUAUUGUACUUGGAACUCAGACCAAUCAUUCAGCAGAUGCCAUCUCUAUUACUCACCCUCACGGCCCUACGCAGUCGAUCUUGUCAUCGUCAAUCCUUGAUGAUGCGGGUGUUGAUCCUUUGGACGUAGACUAUGUUGAAAUGCAUGGUACUGGCACUCAGGCUGGAGAUGGUACUGAGAUGGUAUCAGUCACCAAUGUCUUUGCGCCGGCUAAUCGUCACCGUUCCGCAGACCGUCCGUUGUAUCUUGGUGCCGUCAAGUCCAACAUUGGCCACGGAGAGGCUGCUUCUGGUGUUACCGCUCUCAUCAAGGUCCUGAUGAUGCUGCAGAAGAAUGCCAUUCCUCCCCACAUUGGUAUUAAGAAUGUCAUCAAUCAGACCUUCCCUAAGGAUCUUGGUGAUAGAGGUGUUAACAUCGCAUUCCACAAGACACCAUUCACCCGCAAGGACGGUAAACCCCGCCGCGUGUUCGUCAACAAUUUCAGCGCAGCUGGUGGUAAUACUGGUCUACUCCUCGAAGACGGCCCGCGAUACCCGAUAGCAACGGUUGAUCCUCGCGCUGUCCACGUUAUCACUGUGACUGCGAAGUCCAAAUCUGCCAUGAUUCGUAAUGCGGAAAAUUUGAUCGAAUUCAUGGAUCAGAACCCAUCUACCUCUUUGUGUGAUGUUGCCUACACCACCACGGCCCGCAAGAUUCAGCAUUACUGGCGCAUGAGCGUGACCGCGAGCGACUUGGCUGAGGCAAAGCAGGCUCUCAAAGAUCGCUUGAAAUUCAACUUUGUCCCCGUCUCUCCCGAGCAACCUAAGGUUGCUUUCAUGUUUACUGGACAGGGCUCGCAUUAUGCCGGCCUGGGCAAGGAUUUAUACGCUCAUUUCCAUGUGUUCAAGCAGGCGAUUGACGAGUACGAUCAGUUGGCAUGUAUUCACGGCUUCCCCUCGUUCUUGCCACUGAUUGAAGGUAGUGAGCUUGAGGUUCAGAAAUUAUCUCCUGUCGUCGUCCAACUUGGUUUGGUUUCUUUCGAGAUGGCUUUGGCCAAGCUCUGGGCUACUUGGGGUAUUACGCCUGGGGUUGUCCUUGGUCACAGCCUGGGCGAGUACGCUGCGCUCAAUGUGGCUGGUGUAUUGUCGGCCAGCGACACUAUUUACCUUGUCGGUGCUCGCGCCCAACUUUUGGUAGAGAAGUGUACCGCUGGUACCCAUGCCAUGUUGGCUGUCCAGGGCUCGGUUGAGACCGUCCAGGAGGCACUUGGUGCGAAGGCCGACUCUACCAAUGUUGCCUGUGUCAACGGUCCUCGCGAGACAGUUCUCAGUGGCACCUCUUCUGAGGUUGCCGAAAUUGCUGAGCAGCUUGGCAACGCUGGCUUUAAGUGCACACAAUUAAAGGUGCCCUUUGCCUUCCACUCUGCUCAGGUAGAGCCUAUAUUGGAUGAGUUUGAGAAUUUGGCUCGCUCUGUCCGCUUUGAGAGUCCCAAGAUUCCCAUCAUCUCUCCUCUUCUCGGCAAGCUGGUUGAGGGUGAAACCCUUGACCCCGCCUACCUCCGUAACCAUGCUCGUGAGGCGGUCAAUUUCCUCGGCGGGCUGGUUUCUGCUCAGCAAUUUGGCAUCAUUGAUGAGAAGACGGUCUGGCUUGAAGUGGGUCCUCACCCCGUCUGCGCCAAUAUGGUGAAAGCCGCCUUUGGCGCUACCACGUUAGCCACGCCCACUCUUCGCCGUAAUGAAGCUACGUACAAGACGUUAAGCGCUACUCUUUGUAUUCUUCACUCCGCCGGUCUCAACUUUGACUGGAACGAAUUUCACCGCGACUUCGACUCGUCCGUUCGGCUCCUAGAUCUGCCAAGUUAUUCGUUUGAUUUCAAGAACUAUUGGCUGCAAUACACUGGUGAUUGGUGUCUGACCAAGAACCGAGGUAGCAUUACCGCAGCUGAUAAGAAGAUGAUCGAGCCUGCAAAGCCCAAGCUGUCCACUACCACGGUGCAGAAGAUUACCAAACAGGUAGUCCAUGGCGACAUCGCCCACCUUGAGACUGAAUCCGAGAUGACUCGCGAGGACUUGAGACAGGUGUGCUCAGGUCACCUCGUUAACGGUACUGCUUUGACCCCGUCCACACUUUACGCUGAUAUGGCUAUCACCAUCUGCGAAUAUGCCUACCAGCUGUUACGCCCUAAGGCAGAGAAUGUAGGUGUCAAUGUUAGCCACAUGGAGGUACCCAAGACGCUCAUUUUCGACACCAAAGCUGAGAGUCAAAUUCUUCAUAUGUCCGUCAUGGCCAACGCGGCCGAGGGCUUUGCUCAGUUGACCUGGACCACUGGCGAAGGUUCGCAAAAGACUGAGCAUGCGAACUGCAAAGUUUACUUUGGCGACAACCAGCAAUGGCUUGGUGAGUUCGAGCGUGUAAACUACUUGAUCAAGUCUCGCAUCGACUAUCUCAAGAAGGCAGAGCAGCGCGGUGAGGUUUCAAAGAUUGGUCGAGGUCUUGCGUAUAAACUGUUCGCUGCCCUUGUCGACUAUGAUCGCCGUUACAGGGGCAUGGAGUCCGUUAUCCUCGAUAGCCAAACUUGCGAGGCUACUGCCAAGGUCGUGUUCCAGACCAGUCCUGAAGAUGGUAUCUUCCACACUUCGCCCUAUUGGAUCGACAGUGUCUGCCACAUCUCUGGAUUUAUUGUCAACGGGUCCGAUGCCGUCGACUCCCGCGACCAGGUUUUCAUAUCCCAUGGUUGGGGCUCAUUGCGGUUUGCCGAGCGACUGGAGGCGACGAAGACAUACCAAUCAUACAUACGAAUGCAGCAGGUGACGGGUAGCAAGAUGAUGUCUGGUGAUGCUUAUAUCUUCGAUGAGGACAAUCUUAUCGGCGUGGUCGGUGACAUCCGUUUCCAGGCGAUUCCUCGCAAAGUUCUCAACAUCGUCCUUCCACCUCAAGGUGCCGCCGCUUCUCGAGCUGUCCCUUCAGCCAAGCCGGCUGCCAGAGCUGCUCCAGUCCUUGCUUCGGCCAAGGAGAAAUCUAGGGAGAAGAAACAGGUUACUGUUCAAAACCUCCCUGCCGUCAACAAGAAGCUCACCAAGAAUUCGGUCGUCGCUCAGGUCAUGGACAUCAUUGCCAAAGAGACUGGUGUUAGCCACGAUGAGUUGGAUGAUAACAUUGCCUUUGGUGAUCUUGGUGUGGAUUCUUUGAUGGGCCUUACCAUAAGUGGUCGCCUUCGCGAGGAACUUGAUCUUGACGUGGACUCGCAUGCUUUCAACGAAUAUGCUACAGUAGGUGCCUUCAAGGGUUUCCUCGCCAAGUUCGAGUCUGCUGGUUCCGCCCGCGCUGAGGAGAGUAUCGAUUCCAGUGGUUCUUCUGACGAUGAAGAUAAUGAUACCGAAUCGGUUGUCACCACUCCUGAUGAUGAGAGUGAGAAAGCUGAGACGAAAGUCGGAGCUGCCCCCACCAGUGACAAUGCGAGCGAGCUCCGGCAGAUUGUCCGCGAAACGAUAUGUGUCGAAAUGGGCGUCGAGGUUGAGGAGAUUAUUGCGGCCCCUGAUUUGGCUGCUUUGGGUAUGGACUCGCUCAUGAGCUUAUCUAUCCUGGGCAUUCUUCGCGAGAAGACUGGUCUAAAUAUCCCAGGCGACCUUCUUGGCCACAACCCUUCACUGAAGGAUGUUGAGAGCGCCCUUGGCAUCGAGGAUAAGCCCAAGAAGGUGUCUGCUUCCAAGGUCGUCGCUCCAAAAGUUUCCAAGAGCGAGAGCAAGACUUCGCAGGCCACGACCAAGGUGCAGCCUACUGCGGUCGACAAUUAUCCCCAUCGCAAGGCUACUUCGGUUCUACUCCAAGGCAGUGCUCGCACCGCGACUCGCAAUCUCUUCAUGAUCCCUGACGGCAGUGGCAGCGCCACCUCGUACACGGAGAUUUCUGAAAUCAGUCAGGACGUUGCCGUCUGGGGCAUGUUUUCGCCUUUCAUGAAGACGCCUGAGGAAUAUAAGUGUGGUGUCUACGGUAUGGCUACCAAGUUUAUUGCUGAGAUGAGGCGUCGACAGCCGCAGGGCCCUUACGCUGUCGCUGGCUGGAGUGCUGGCGGUGUCAUUGCUUAUGAAAUCGUGAAUCAGCUCACCAAGGCCAACGAGGAAGUUUCGAAUCUUAUUAUCAUUGACGCUCCUUGUCCAAUUACUAUUGAGCCCCUCCCUGCCGGCCUCCACGCUUGGUUCGCUGAGAUCGGUCUCCUGGGCGAGGGUGACAGCAAUGACGCUAAGAAGAUUCCUUCUUGGCUCCUGCCACAUUUCGCCGCGUCUGUUACUGCCUUGUCAAACUAUACGGCCGAGCCCAUUGCGAAGGAGAAGUGUCCAAAGGUCACUGCUAUUUGGUGUGAGGACGGUGUGUGCCACCUCCCCACCGACCCCCGUCCUGACCCAUAUCCCACCGGCCAUGCCCUAUUCCUGCUUGACAACAGAACUGAUUUUGGUCCCAACCGCUGGGAUGAGUAUCUUGACAUCAACAAGAUGACAUUUUUCCACCUCCCCGGCAAUCAUUUCUCCAUGAUGCAUGGUGAUCUCGCCAAACAACUCGGCGAGUUCAUGAAGGAUGGUAUGUCUGUGUAA